Salvelinus namaycush (lake trout) is the source of this 1170-nucleotide messenger RNA. Its product is annotated as ATP-sensitive inward rectifier potassium channel 11-like. Gene Ontology annotation, biological process: potassium ion import across plasma membrane; regulation of monoatomic ion transmembrane transport. Lineage: Eukaryota; Metazoa; Chordata; Actinopteri; Salmoniformes; Salmonidae. Bases 1 to 1170 code for a protein of 389 amino acids. Gene Ontology annotation, molecular function: ATP-activated inward rectifier potassium channel activity. The record is from RefSeq and is a predicted model, not a curated record. The transcript has a single exon. Gene Ontology annotation, cellular component: plasma membrane.
AUGCUUUCCCGAAAAGGACUGAUCCCGGACGACUACUUGCUGACCCGCUUGGCUGAGGAUGUCCAGCAGCCUAAAUUCAAGGCGUCAAAAGCGCGGAAGGCUCGGUUCGUCGCCAAAAACGGAACCUGUAAUGUGGCCCACACGAACAUUCGCGAACAGGGACGGUUCCUACAGGAUGUUUUCACCACUUUAGUGGAUCUAAAAUGGCUUCACUUACUUAUCAUUUUCACUAUGUCAUUUCUGUGCAGCUGGCUGCUGUUUGCAAUGGUUUGGUGGCUCAUUGCCUUUGCGCACGGCGACCUGGAUCAAAAGGGUGACGACUUUGUCCCGUGCGUGACGGACAUCCACUCCUUCUCCUCUGCGUUUCUUUUCUCCAUAGAGGUACAGGUGACCAUCGGGUUCGGGGGGCGCAUGGUCACAGAGGAAUGCUUGUCUGCCAUAGUGGUCCUUAUCAUUCAGAACAUCGUGGGCUUGCUGAUUAACGCCAUAAUGCUGGGGUGUAUCUUUAUGAAGACGGCCCAGGCCAACCGGCGCGCCGAAACGCUGAUCUUCAGCAAGCACGCCGUCAUCUCCAUCCGAAAUAACAAACUGUGCUUUAUGAUCCGUUUAGGGGACCUGCGGAAGAGCAUGAUCAUUAGUGCCACCGUGCGGAUGCAGGUGGUAAGGCGCAGCACCACUUCGGAGGGCGACGUGGUCCCCCUGGACCAGAUAGACAUUCACAUGGACAACCCCGUGGGGACCAACGGCAUUUUCCUGGUGGUCCCUCUCAUCAUAUGCCACGUUAUUGACAAAGACAGCCCGCUCUACGAGCUAUCGCCAGCGGAUUUACAAAAUAAUGAUAUCGAGGUGGUAGUGGUGCUGGAGGGGGUGGUGGAGACCACGGGUAUAACCACCCAGGCCCGUACAUCAUACCUGUCUGAGGAGAUACUGUGGGGGCAGCGCUUUGUGCCCACUAUAUCCGAGGAGGAGGGCAUGUAUGCGGUGGACUAUUCUAAAUUCGGUAACACAGUUAGAGUAGCGACACCCAGCUGCAGUGCCAAGAAACUGGAUGAGAAGGGAGGCAUCGCCAGGUUUAAACUGCACGAGCACGCUACCCCGCGGCCGUCGGUGAGAAGGCGGCGGCUCUCACUGCGCAUGAAGCAAUACAGCACCAUCAGCCCACUAGCCUAA